Molecule: messenger RNA, 1660 nt
Organism: Epinephelus fuscoguttatus (brown-marbled grouper)
Lineage: Eukaryota; Metazoa; Chordata; Actinopteri; Perciformes; Serranidae
Gene: pou4f1
Product: POU class 4 homeobox 1
Exons: 2
Coding region: 211-1320 (369 amino acids)
Biological process (GO): regulation of transcription by RNA polymerase II
Molecular function (GO): RNA polymerase II cis-regulatory region sequence-specific DNA binding; DNA-binding transcription factor activity, RNA polymerase II-specific
Source: RefSeq, a predicted model, not a curated record
AACAGUAGACAGAUAAGUGCGUCUGAGAGACUGCAGGCAUCUCUGUGAUCUCCGGGCUCAAGGCUGCACUCGGCGCACUACACAGCGAACUACACUGCAUCAUUACUGGAUAGGCAAAGGAUCACUGUGUAUCUAUGACUAUUUUCCUGCUCUUGUAGCAGUUUUUCCCCCCUUUCUUCCCGUGCACUUUAAUUGGAGAAGCUCGCCAAGAUGAUGUCCAUGAACAGCAAACAGCCGCACUUCGCCAUGCAUCCCUCUUUACCCGAGCACAAGUACACCACUUUGCAUUCCAGCUCGGAAGCUAUAAGGAGAGCCUGUCUACAAACUCCACAGCUACAGAGUAACAUAUUUGCGAGCCUGGAUGAGACCCUGCUGGCCCGGGCUGAGGCUUUGGCGGCCGUGGAUAUCGCCGUGUCCCAGGGCAAGACGCACCCGUUCAAGCCCGACGCCACCUACCACACGAUGAGCACGGUGCCAUGCUCGUCGACAUCCACCGUUCCACUGGCCCACCACCAUCAUCACCAUCACCACCACCACCACCAGAACCUGGAGCCCCAAGAAAUCAUGGACCACAUCACCUCGCCGUCCCUCGCCUUGAUGUCCAGUGCGCACGACGGGUCCGGCGGUGGAGGUGGCGGAGGCGGCGGAGGCGGCGGCGGAGGGCUCAUCUCCACCUCCUCUACCCAUCCGCACUCUCACAUGCACGGCUUGAGUCACCUCUCCCACCAGGCUAUGAGCAUGAACUCGCCUCUCACCCACCACGGGCUCUUACCGGGCCACCACGGAGGGGGUCAAGGCGGCCCAGGACUCACUAACACCGGACUCCCCUCCAUCAAUGACUCGGACACGGACCCAAGGGAGCUGGAGGCUUUCGCGGAGCGCUUCAAGCAGCGGAGGAUCAAGCUGGGGGUGACCCAGGCGGACGUGGGCGGCGCUCUGGCUAAUCUCAAAAUCCCCGGCGUGGGAUCACUGAGCCAAAGUACAAUUUGUCGAUUCGAGUCGUUAACUCUCUCCCACAACAACAUGAUUGCGCUCAAACCUAUCCUCCAGGCCUGGCUGGAGGAGGCCGAGGGGGCCCAGAGGGAGAAAAUGAGCAAACCUGACAUUUUCAACGGAGGGGAAAAGAAACGCAAGAGGACCUCGAUAGCGGCCCCAGAAAAGAGGUCUUUGGAGGCGUACUUCGCCGUACAGCCUCGACCGUCGUCCGAGAAAAUAGCAGCUAUAGCUGAAAAGUUGGACCUGAAAAAAAAUGUGGUGCGAGUGUGGUUUUGUAACCAAAGACAGAAGCAGAAGAGGUUGAAAUUUUCCGCUGCUCACUGAUGGGCAAAGAAAAGAGAAACAACAACAAAAAAGUUGUGUGACUGAAUUUGGGGACCAAGGGACACUAAGACACCAUUUUCAGUCUUUUGUCUCCAGCGAUUUUACACGUUGGUGCGCAAUGGGCUUUAGAUACCCAUUUUAUGAGGCUUCAUAUAUCUUGUUUAUUUUCACGUUAUCGGUGAAUGUGAAGUAUGCAAAUAACAGAUUACACAAAUUUCGCUCAGUUGUUACGAGGGAAAAAGUUUAGCGACGUCGACAUUGCCUUUUAAAACAUGUGGAAAGAGGUAAUUUGCUUGAUACUAUAGCGAGUUAUUUUCUCCUAAUAGGCCUAUUAUUUGAA